Messenger RNA from Coniophora puteana RWD-64-598 SS2, 1368 nucleotides. Its product is annotated as glycoside hydrolase family 71 protein. NCBI's taxonomy places the organism in Eukaryota, Fungi, Basidiomycota, Agaricomycetes, Boletales, Coniophoraceae. The transcript has 7 exons. The record is from RefSeq and is a predicted model, not a curated record. The coding region runs from base 1 to 1230 and encodes 409 amino acids. Gene Ontology annotation, molecular function: glucan endo-1,3-alpha-glucosidase activity.
AUGGCGAGUGCCAAGUAUGUUUUCGCACAUUUCAUGGCGCAGAACUCCUACUCGUAUUCGCAGAGUGACUGGGUGAACGACAUGACAACUGCCAAGAAUAUUGGUAUUGAUGGUUUCGCCCUGAACAUGGCUGGUAAUGACUAUGAAGUCAACCCUCAGCUCGGGUACGCAUACGCGGCCGCGGAGCAAGUGGGUUUCCAGUUAUUCUACUCGUUUGACAUGACCAGUACGUGGGACGCCAACACGAUCGCGGGCAUCGUUGCGCAGUACGCAUCAAGUUCGAGCACAUUCCACUACAACAGCAAGGUCCUCGUGUCGACCUACUCAGGCGAGAGCUACGGCGACUCGUUCUGGUCAAGCGUAAAGAGCACUCUCUCCGGCCAGGGCAUCGACAUCGCGCUCGCGCCCGCAUUCACGUCAUAUCGCGACCCGUCACAGGCCUCGAACUUGCUGUCCACGUUCCCAUCUAUUGACGGAUUCUACAAUUGGUGGUCUUGGCCUAAUGAUGUCGGUACCAACUUGACCACCGACACGGACGUUGCGUACCAGGCCGCAGCUCAGUCUCGUGGGGGUCCUUACAUCAUGGCUGUGUCGCCGUGGCAGUUUAAGAACCUCGACAACCUCGGCGACUGGGUCGAGUACAGCGACACUCUUUGGGACUACCGCUGGCAGCAAGCCUUGCAGGUCCAGCCUGACAUCGUCGAGAUCGUAACCUGGAACGACUACCCCGAAUCGCACUAUAUCGGUGAUAUCAACCCUAACGUGGACAUCGGCACCCAGGCACCUCUCUAUGUCAACGGCUUCGACCACGCAGCAUGGCGUGAUGUUGCCCAGUACUACAUCUCGUGGUAUAAGACCGGCAACCAGCCCACCAUUUCCAACGAGGAGGUCGUCUUCUGGUAUCGCGCCUUCCCCAAGGACAUAACCUGCAGCACUGGCACCCGCCCCCGCAACGCCGACUUCCCCGCAGACGCCGUCUUUGCAAUCGCAAUGCUCGGGUCGCCUGCGACUCUCACCCUCGCGAUUGGCUCGCAGGAGACCAACUGGAGCGCGCCUGCCGGCCUCUCGAUGGGUUAUGUUCCGUUCCCGGUCGAGGACGCGCAGAUCCCGUACAUCGAGGUGAGCCGUGACGGCAACAAAGUGUUCGAUGGUUACGGCUCGGUGUAUGUCAAGCAAUCGGGCUGCGACUACUAUAACUUCAACCCGUUUGUUGGCAAGGUGCCUAACUAACUAUGAUGCAAUGUUUUUUUCUUGGGCUUUUUGGAGGCUUCAUCAAAUGGAAUUAGUUGCCGUCUGGUCGUUUACUUCAACGGCCAUUUAGUAUCUACUUUCCGGAGUAUAUAUAUAGGGAAUGAUUGGCGUGCAAUC